Messenger RNA from Arachis ipaensis, 504 nucleotides. Lineage: Eukaryota; Viridiplantae; Streptophyta; Magnoliopsida; Fabales; Fabaceae. The record is from RefSeq and is a predicted model, not a curated record.
AUGGAGGAAUUGGUGAGAUUGUAUAUAAAGGAGAUUGUAAGGUUGCACGGUGUGCCAUCGAGCAUAGUGUCGGACCGUGAUCCCCGAUUCACAUCAAGAUUUUCGGGAGCUUUUCAAAGAGCUUUCGCAAGUGUUUUGGGUCCUGAUUUGGUAGCAGAGACUACUGAGAAGAUUAAGAAGAUUCGAGAAAGGAUUUUAACUGCACAGAGCCGACAGGAAAGUUAUGCGGAUCAGAGAAGGAAACUGUUGGAAUUUGAAGUGGGAGAGCAUUACACGUCAGAUGCGGCUCAUGUGUUAGAUCCUGAGUCGAUCGAGUUGAGGGAGAACUUGACGUUUCCAGUAACACCAGUACAUAUUGACGACACUAGUGUGAAGAAAUUGCGAGGAAAGGAAGUUCAGUUGGUUAAAGUGGCUUGGAAACGAGCAAGAGUUGAAGAACAUACUUGGAAGUUGGAGUCCGAGAUGCGGAAGGAUUAUCCCGAGUUAUUCUCAAGUAAUCACUAA